Molecule: messenger RNA, 886 nt
Organism: Piliocolobus tephrosceles (Ugandan red Colobus)
Lineage: Eukaryota; Metazoa; Chordata; Mammalia; Primates; Cercopithecidae
Product: receptor-type tyrosine-protein phosphatase V-like
Exons: 4
Coding region: 294-761 (155 amino acids)
Biological process (GO): protein dephosphorylation
Molecular function (GO): protein tyrosine phosphatase activity
Source: RefSeq, a predicted model, not a curated record
CGUGGGCCCUCUGGCCGUGACCAUGUGGUGCUGACUGGCCCCGCAGGGCCAGAGGAGCUCUGGAAGCUGGUGUGGCAGCACGGGGCUCAUGUGCUUGUCUCUGGGUGCCCACCCGAUGCCACGGAGAAGGUGAGAGAGCAGAGGACAGAGGAAGGGAGGCUCAGGAGUUAGGGCUGAGGAUGGAGGCGGGGAGUUUGUGAUGCUGGCUGUCACCAAGGCAGGGGCAGAGAUCUCAGGAAGUUGCCUGAGCAGCCCUAACUUGGUCCCAGCCACAGGAGUUCUGGCCAACGGAGAUGCAGCCCAUUGUCACAGACAUGGUGACGGUGCACUGGGUGGCUGAGAGCAGCACAGCGGGCUGGCUCUGUACCCUCUUCAGGGUUACACAUGACAGCAGGAAGGAAAGGGAGGUGCAGAGACUGCAGUUUCCAUACCUGGAACCUGGGCGUGAGCUGCCUGCCACCAACCUGCUGCCCUUCUUGGCUGCCGUGGGCCAGUGCUGCUCUCGGGGCAACAGCAAGAAGCCGGGCACACUGCUCAGCCGCUCCAGCAAGGGUACGACCCAGCUGGGCACCUUCCUGGCCAUGGAGCAGCUGCUGCAGCAGGCAGGGUCUGAGUGCACCAUGGAUGUUUUUAACGUGACCCUGCAGUGGUCUCAGGCCUGUAGCCUUAUGACCCCAACGCUGUUGAGAGGAGCAGUAUAUCUACCUCUACAACUGUCUGAACAGCGCGCUGGCAGACGAGCUGCCCUGAGUUGGCACUAGUCACCGUGCAGUGUCAGAGCAGGAGAGGUUUGUGCCCUGCUGGAUGGGGACAGCAUUCCUGACACGUCCACGUGGGCCUGGGCUCCCUGGAAGGGCGGUCUCCACUGGGCCCUGUGCUGCGAAGG